This is a messenger RNA of Dichotomopilus funicola, 6519 nucleotides long. RefSeq lists its product as uncharacterized. The transcript has 4 exons. Gene Ontology annotation, molecular function: protein binding; phosphorelay sensor kinase activity. The record is from RefSeq and is a predicted model, not a curated record. NCBI's taxonomy places the organism in Eukaryota, Fungi, Ascomycota, Sordariomycetes, Sordariales, Chaetomiaceae. The coding region runs from base 1 to 6519 and encodes 2172 amino acids. Gene Ontology annotation, biological process: phosphorelay signal transduction system; phosphorylation.
AUGUCGGGCGGCCCGGUGAAUAGGGAGGAAGGGACCCCGCCCUCGAGCGGGCCUAGUCCGACCGCACCGGCUGCCAUCAAAAAGUCCAUCUCAUUCAAAGACGAUCCGGAAUAUGCACCAAGCGUACGGCGGUCGGACAUCCCCGCAGCGGCCCAGGCCGACGGGCAUGGGCCGUCCCGCGAUUCACCCCAAAGCGGAGUUGCUCUUCGAGGGGAAAGAGGGGCAUCUUCGUUGAACGCCAGAACAGAGCUGGCCGAGGCCGGGGGAGAUGCUGAGGCUGAGACAGAGCCUGCGAAGGACUCGCAGCGGCGGUUGGACGAGUACCGCGAGAACCUCGCUCGCCAGAUGGGGAGGAGAGAGCUGCCGGUAAGAGGAGGACAACCGACUGGGCUCGGCCCAGCGAGGGUCUCGCCGAUCCUCGAAGAAAAUUCGCCCUCGUCGUUGCCCCGCUCAACCGGGUCCAGCACGGAACCGCUCAACACCUUGGCCACGAAUGCCUCGACCGGGUCAUCGAACCAUACAAUCCGCGGGGCACCCACGCCCACACCUGGGGUGGUUGCGGCCACACCGUCAUACCCGUUCCCACGCAUGACACCUCCCUCGUUCCUCACCCAAGGGGUCCACCGUCCUUUUACCACGCUCUCGCCCACCAUCCCGCCCGAUGGCAUCCGGCCGAUGAGCGAGAUAUUCAAGGGCCAGGACACGCUCGUGUCGAACCUCUCCACGCCGGCUUCGACCAUGACCUUCCUCCCACCGGGGUGCCAUUCAGCAGCCCUGGAGCCGUCCGACUUCCCGAGCCCGAACCUCUACGAGCUGUCCCUGAUGUUAGCGGCUGAACCGGGACUUGAUGCAUGGUGGGACACGGUGGUGCAAAUCAUGGUCGACGUGUACCGGGCCGAACGUGUGACGCUAGCGAUCCCCGCCGAUUCUACUGACAUUGAAAACGUGCCGUGGGGACAGAAGGCGACGUACAAUGCGCAUCGCGAGGACGACCUGAGCGUGGGGUAUCUGGCCAGGGGCUCCAGCUUCCAGCUCAGCAGCACGGACAACACGUCAGAGCGCUUCUUCCAACCGCCCGAGACACCCGGAUGGCCGGGGCCACCAACGCGGCCGUCGCUGCAGAGCCGACAUUCGUUCACGUCGUACGAGGAGAACCGAAAGAGCGCAGCGGGAUCGGGCGAACGGACGUUCCCUUCUUUGCGGCGGCCGAACACGUUGUUGAGGAGCAAAUCCCACCAUCCGUCGCUGGCCAUCCCAGGUUACAAGUCCGGUAACGAUGACAAUGAUGACGAGAGUGGCGGUAGAGACGGUGACGACUCUCAAACCACCAGCCUGAACCAGGAGGCUCUGGAGCAACACGAUGCGUUGGAGGAGGAGCAGCAUCAACAGCAACAACAAGACAUCCCGAGCUGGGAAGCCCCCUUUUCGGCCCCGAGAGAGGGACAUGGGAAGGUGCUGAAUGUGCUCCAGGCACUCGACUACGAAGCCGAUCCGCUGAUUGACCACAACGGGGUUCUCCGCAUCCUGGACCGCGGCCGUGUAGUAGCGCUCACCAGGUCGUACCCUUAUCUCAACCAAGAUCCGACGGGCAAGAAGCAGCCGUCAUCGCACGACAGCCGUGGCGGCCUGUCGACAUCGCCGACCUCGUCCAGGUCUCCCGAAGGAGCGCGUAAGAAAGGGAGGAGACCGCGGUCUGAUUCGCUCUCGAAACUGACGUCGAUGCUUGGCGGUGGUUCUGCUCUCUCGCCUGCGGUACCGGCCGGGGGCGGUCGGAUGUCGCAGCAAAGACCACCAAUACUAGAGAGGAAGUCGACUUUCGCGUCCCGGGCGGAGGAUGAAUCAUUGCCAUCAGCGAAGAAGCCAUCACCGACGUACGAGGAGUACGAACAAGCGCCACCGUCUCCGUGGUCACAGUCGCCGGCCCCUUCGCCUGCAGUGCGAGCGGACCCGGCUGAGAACCCUUUCUUCGCCGACGCGGUGGUCGAUGAGGAGUCGUUCAACCCUUCUUCGGCUCCGACGGACUACUCGGCCAUGGUACCCCCCGAAGCCAUCGGCAUGGACAACGCGUGGACGGUGCUGCACAUCCCGCUGACCCAUGUGCUGCUGUCCCGGCCGAACCCGUCGUUCAAGCUGGACCCCGCUGCUAUGGAACAGAAGAUCUCGGCACGCAAGACCGGAGACCCCUCGGGCGCUUCCGUGCCCUCCCCCGAGCGGCCAGCCAAGGAGAAGCACGCGCCGAUUGCGAUCCUGUCCAUCUUGAGCCCCAUCAUCCCGUACCCGUCGAAUCUGCGCCACUCGCUAGAGCACCUCGCCCCGCAUCUGGCCACGUCCUUUUCGCUCUGUCGGCAUUACUCGAACCUCGAGACGGAGCUGAGUGGCCUGCAGAAGCGACGGCCACACACGGCAGGCUUUGGGGCGCUGGGACCGGACGGACGGCCGCUGGCGGAUCCGACAGCGUUGGCCUCGUUUGCGUAUCUGCCCUCGGAAGCGGACUACUCGCGCGACUCAGUCGCCGGCAGCAUGACCAGCCCUAGCGAGUAUUCUGGCCCAGCUCGUAGUUCGACCAACUCACCCGGCGGAACGCCCAGCCAUGAUAUGUCGUCGCUGGGGCUUGUCUUGGAUCCGGCGAACAACAGCAGCAACAAGAGACCGCCAACCUCGAGCCCUGCUCCCGUUACGGCGGACAGCUACUUUGGACCGAUGAGCACGAGAGCAUCGACGACAACAGCAGCGGGAGGGACGGCGAUUGCGGGCCCACGUCCGAGGGGCAACUCGCGGGAUACACCACCGACGCCAGGGGGAGAGAAACGGUCGUCGCUGUGGCUUUCAACGGCGAAAUCACAGCAACAGCUACCGGAUUCUUCCGCUGCGGCCAGCCCAACCACGGUAGAGACGGCCCGAACGAGUAUCGAUUCUGGGCGUCAACAAGAGUCGGAGGAUGGUAUUUCUCUGCCGAGUAUUGUUACGCCGUCUCAGCAGCAGCCGAUCGAGAAGAGCAGUAGUGGCAGUAGUCUGUACGAGGUGCAUGCGGAUGCAUACAACAAGCAGAGUCUUAAUGCCGCUGCUGCCGCUACUGGUGGGACCGUGACACCGCAUCGACACACGAAGCUGCACUCGUACGGGGCCGACUUUGCGUCCACAUUCCAGUCUCUACCGCCGAGCUCAACAAUCGGACGGGGAAUCCCACGGCCUGCGGCACCCAGUAGGACUGGGUCGAUCGUGCCGAGCGACAUGACGCCACCGUCGGACAAGCUGAAGGGGCUCAUCCUGGACUCGCUGCCGGCGCACGUGUUUGUGGCUCUGCCGCAGACGGGCGAGAUCGUGUGGGUGAACAGCCGAUUCCUGACGUACCGCGGGCAGACAUCCGGCGAUCUGGCGGCCGACCCUUGGGGCAGCAUCCAUCCGCACCACCGCGAGAAGUAUCUGCACAAGUGGAGCCAAUGCGUGCGGACGGGCGAGCAGUUUGCCGAGCGGGUCAUGAUCCGGCGGUUUGAUGGGGAGUAUCGGUGGUUCUAUGCGCGCGCGGUGGCGUCGAAGGAUAAGCGUGGGGUGAUCCUACAGUUCUUGGGGUCGUACAUGGAUAUUCACGAGCAGCAGAUUGCGGAGGACAAAGCGCGGGAUCAGGAGAAGACGGCUGAGUCCGAGGCAAAACAUCGGUUGUUGGCGAAUCUGAUUCCGCAGAUUAUUUUCACGGCCACGGAGGAAGGCGGGAUCACGUUUGCGAAUGAUCAGUGGAAGUCGUAUACGGAUCAGGAUGUUGAUAGUGUGCUGGGGCUGGGGUUCAUGGAUUAUGUGCAUCCGGAUGAUUUGGCCAAGUGCCGGAUUCCGUUGAGUAGCCGCAACAGCAGUGGCGGACAGCAGCAGAACUUGACGACAACGAAUUCCCUCGAGCCGAGAACGCAGUUUAAGAAUCAUGGCCGAUCGCUGUCGGCGGAUUUCACGGCUACGCGGCAGUCGGCGAAGCACCUGAGUGUUCCUCUUACCCCUACUACUGCUGCUUCUCACGCAGCCCAACACUCGCCGCUCGCGCGUAACGACAGCUCAAGCAGCAGCGGCAGUGGCAGCGGUAUUCAUGAUGGGUGUCACUACGAUCUACCGACGGCCAACCUCACCGAGCUCGCGCGGAAGGGGGUCAUCAAGGUGUCAACGGACAGCAGCGGGCGGCUCUCGUACACGACGGAGAUCCGGCUGCGGUCCAAGACGGGCGAGUACCGAUGGCAUUUGAUCCGCUGCGUCGAGACGGGCAACGUCAACUUUGGCAACUGGGCGAGCUCCUACUUCGGGUCGGCCACGGACAUCAACGAUCUGAAGUUGCUCGAGACGAAACUCAAAGAGGCGAUGGACUCCAAGGGCCGCUUCCUCAGCAACAUGUCGCAUGAGAUCCGCACGCCGCUCAUCGGCAUCUCGGGCAUGGUCAGCUUCCUGCAGGAUACCACGCUCAACGAGGAACAGCGCGACUACACCAACACAAUCCAGACCAGCGCCAACAGCCUGUUGAUGAUCAUCAACGACAUCCUGGACUUGUCCAAGGUCGACGCCGGCAUGAUGAAGCUGAACUAUGAGUGGUUUCACACGCGCUCGCUGAUCGAGGACGUGAACGAGCUGGUGUCGACCAUGGCGAUUGCCAAGCGGCUAGAGCUGAACUAUGUCGUCGAGGAGGACGUGCCGGCCUUUGUCAAGGGGGACAAGGUGCGCAUUCGCCAGGUGCUGCUGAAUGUGAUUGGGAAUGCGAUCAAGUUCACGAGCAAGGGCGAGGUGUUCAGCAAGGUGCGCGUUGUGCGGCCCGAUAACAAUAACCCCGAGCCGCGCGACGACAAGGAGAAAGAUGACGACCAGAUUAUGCUCGAGUUCUCCAUCAUCGACACCGGCCGCGGGUUCACCAAGGAAGAGGCCGACCUUAUCUUCAAGCCGUUCAGCCAGAUUGACGGCAGCAGCACCCGUCAGCAUGGCGGGAGUGGGUUGGGGCUGGUGAUUUCCCGACAACUGGCUGAGUUGCACGGCGGGACUAUGGUCGGCACGGCCGUACCUGGCAAGGGGUCGACGUUCACGUUUACUGCCCGCUUUGGCUUGCCCACGGAGGUUGAUCAUCCGGAUAUGCCAGCACCUACACCAGCCGCGACGACGACGGCGACGACGACGACGACGAUGGGUACUAUGCCGAUGGUUCCCGUUCAUCCCCCGGCUGUGGCGGCUCUGCGUGCGACGGGGUCAGAUAACUUUGGUACUGCGGGUAUUUCAUCAACCGGCACUGUGACAUCCCCCCCUACAGCGGCCUCGAGCGGGAGCUCCAACUUCUCCGAGUCGUCCACCCGCAGCCGCGCCACCGACCGCUCGUCCGUGUCGUCCGUCAACGCCGGCCUUGUGCGCUUCAGUCAGGCUGCUCGGGCCAGCGGGCAGGAUCUCUCGCAGAUGAAGCUCGAGAUGCCCCAUCACCACCACCAUCACCGGCCAGGCACGUCCACGCCCACGGACCAUGAGCUGGAAAGGCAGAAGGACCAGAAGGGCGACGGCGGCGAGAAACAGCACAGCAGGUACUCCAUCUUGAUCAUCUGCCCGCAGAACCACAGCCGCGAAGCCACCCGCCGCCACAUCGAAAUGACCCUGCCCAAGAACACGCCACACCAAAUCAAAGCGGUCGCUUCCGUCGACGAAGCCGAUUCCUUCCUGCACGGCGACGACGCCAUCCACCCGACCCACAUCGUCGCCAACCUGCCGUCACCCGAAGAGAUCGUCUCGCUCAUGGACAAGAUCCUCAGCAGUAGCACCGCUGCCCCCCCUCCUUCUAUUUCCUCCGAUCCCGGUGGUGGUGGUAGUGGCUCAUCAUGCACCGCCCUCGCCGACGCCCGCCUCCUCAUGCUCUCCGACUCGGUCCAGCGCCAAGCCGUCACCAAACUCGUGGCCGGAACCAAAUACGAAGACGCCCUGACCAACAGCGACCGCGUAACCUACAUCUACAAACCCGUCAAACCGUCCCGGUUCGCUGUCAUCUUCGACCCGGCCAAGGAGCGCGAUCUGAGUAUCGACCAUAACCGGUCCACGGCGCAAAGGCUGGUGGAGGACCAGCGGCAGAGUUAUGUGGAUAUGGAGCGGAGGAUGGGCGGGAAGGGGUAUAAGGUACUAUUAGUGGAGGAUAAUCCGGUGAAUCAGAAGGUGUUGAAGAAGUAUUUGAAGAGGGUUGGGGUCGAGGUGGAGUUGGCGGCUGAUGGGGUGGAGUGUACGGAGAUGGUGUUUGGGAAGGGGUGGGGGUAUUAUUCGCUAAUUUUGUGCGACCUCCACAUGCCGCGCAAAGACGGCUACCAGGCCUGUCGCGAGGUACGCGCCUGGGAAGCGCAGCAGCUGCAGAAGGAAAAGGCCCAGGAUAAAGCCCAGGACCAUUAUCGCCCCUUACCCAUCAUCGCCCUCUCGGCCAACGUCAUGUCGGACGUGCAGGAAAAGUGUGUUGAGGCCGGGUUUAACGACUACGUCACGAAGCCGGUGGAUUUUAUUGAUUUGAGUCGGGCGUUGGGGAAGUUUUUUUGA